AAUUCCUCUGCAUUCGAAAACCACUCUGUUUCACGAAUUUGUCACAAAUUUCUGCGUUCAAAUCCCAACCACAACUCAUUGCCAGUAUCUAACGCUGCCACCUGGCGCACCAACGCCCAGUUCACCCACCAUGUUGGCAGCGGCGAGUUCAGACAGAACCACAGAUGGCCCAAUGAGAACGGCAAUGACAUCGCUCUGAUCCACACUCCUCAUGUCGAUUUCUGGCACAUGGUCAAUAAGGUGGAGCUGCCCAGCUUCAACGACCGCUACAAUAUGUACGAUAACGCCUGGGCUGUUGCCUGCGGCUGGGGCAUUACCUCCGAUGGCGGUUCUCAACCCGACUGGUUACAGUGCGUCGACCUGCAGAUCAUCAGCAAUAGCAAGUGCUCUGAGACCUAUGGCCACCAGCCCGAUGGUAUUCUGUGCGUUGCCACACCCGGCGGCAAGUCCACCAGCAGCGGUGACUCUGGUGGUCCAUUGGUCCUCCAUAACGGCGGCAGAUUGGCUGGUGUUACGUCGUGGGUUGCUGGCAAUGGUUGCACAGCUGGUCUUCCAGCUGGCUUCACUCGUGUCACCCAUCAGUUGGAAUGGAUUCGCGACAACUCUGGCGUUGCUUACUAUUAAGGUGUUCUAUGAACUGCAUUCAAAAUAAACCAAUUGAUCAUCUCGCA
Drosophila virilis is the source of this 671-nucleotide messenger RNA. Its product is annotated as serine protease 1. Gene Ontology annotation, molecular function: serine-type endopeptidase activity. NCBI's taxonomy places the organism in Eukaryota, Metazoa, Arthropoda, Insecta, Diptera, Drosophilidae. Gene Ontology annotation, biological process: proteolysis. The record is from RefSeq and is a predicted model, not a curated record.